AUGUGGUACGUAGAGUCCGCUGAGCGCGGGCUGGCAAUUGCGCAGCUGAUCGGCAUCAUCGUCGCGGUGGUGCUGCUGUGCUGCUGUCGCGACCCACGUGACAACGCGACUGCGCCGAAGGAGCCGACGGACCCCGUGACGCUCGUGUUCACUGACGUCGAGAGCAGCACGGCGCUGUGGGUCGCGUGCCCUGAGGCGAUGUCCGACGCGGUGGCGACGCACCACCAGCUGAUCCGCGAGCUGAUCGCGAAGUACCGUUGCUACGAGGUGAAGACGAUCGGUGACUCGUUCAUGAUAGCGUGCAAGAGUGCGUUUGCCGCCGUGCAGCUUGUGCGCGAGCUGCAGCGGGUGUUUCUGCGGCACGCGUGGGGGACAAGUGUGCUUGACGACGCGUACCGCAAGUUCGAGGAGAGCCGGGCGGAGGAGGGGGCGGAGGCAGAGGGGCACGUGCCGCCGACAGCGCGCCUGGACGCCGCCGUGUACCGGCAGCACUGGAACGGUCUGCGGGUGCGUGUGGGGGUGCACACUGGGCUGUGCGACAUCCGCCGCGACGAGGUUACGGAGAGGUACGACUACUACGGCGGCGCGGUGAACAUGGCGGCACGCACGGAGAGCAUGGGGGGCGGCGGGCAGGAACGGCAGGCGUGGCGCACGGCGCCCAUGCCUCCCGGCGCCCAGCGGCCAGUCCUGGGGUGGUAG
Molecule: messenger RNA, 699 nt
Organism: Trypanosoma rangeli
Lineage: Eukaryota; Euglenozoa; Kinetoplastea; Trypanosomatida; Trypanosomatidae
Product: receptor-type adenylate cyclase
Exons: 1
Coding region: 1-699 (232 amino acids)
Biological process (GO): cyclic nucleotide biosynthetic process; intracellular signal transduction
Source: RefSeq, a predicted model, not a curated record